CAUAGCAACAUAUAUGGUAAACAAACAAAUACUGUCGAUGUGAUUUUGAUGAAUUAGUUUAAUUUAUAUGUUGACCCAGCAUGGACGAGCAAGAUUACAAAAGUGUCAUAAUCUAUUAUGGACGGGAGAAGAUGUAUCGGACUAUGCAUCGUGUGGUCCUUGAGGCAAUGGCAAAAUAUACUGUUGACACCAGUUUCAGAUUCUUCAAUGGAAUCGCUUUAAUACUCGAAGGCAUAAAACUGCAAGAGGGCAUUCGUGAAUUGAACCAAUUACAAGGCGACAAAGAUUUUGGAAUGGCCGUUUUACUAAGCCUUAUGUAUGCACACAAACGUUGUAGAGUGAUAGACAAGGAAGAACUAAUAAGUUUGGAUAGCAAUCUCAAGGAUGAAAGAAAACGUUUGACUUCAUCAUCAGCUUAUUACGCAUCUGUAUUUCUAUUUCUAACGGGAAAAUUCGAUAAAGCUCGUGAGUAUGCAGAAAAGGCUCAGCGCUUCAAUCCCAACAGCUCGGAAAUAUUAACUAUAAGAGGAUGGUGUGAACUUUACUUAAAUAAAAACAGGCCAUCAAUAAUCUUCGAUUUGUUUGAUAAAGCUCUCGAGCAUGGAAUGCAUAUUGACGCAAAUAUCGGACAGAUUCGUUAUCACCAACAAAACAAUGAUUUUGAAACAGCUAUUUCUAUCCUAAAUCGUCUGUCUGUACGCUAUCCGGAUUUAAUUAUUCCGCUUGUUGAAAAAAUGAGAUGCCAUCUUUCUAAUUGGAAUUACGAUAAUACAGUGGAAGCUGCAGCAAGGAUUCUUAAUCUAGAGCCAGUAAAUUUAGAAGCUCUUCAAGUGAAAAUUUUAAUUUUAAUGGUUAAAGAUAGUAACUGCACAGGUUGUGUUGGUGCUUUGCAGUACUUAUUUCAGGCAAUGGAAAAACUUGAACCCGGUAAUGGCCUUCUUUUCAUGCGUGCAGGACAACUGUUUUCUAGAGUUUGUGGUAGAAACACGUCAAUUUUGGCUGAAACUUAUCAGUUCGUAGAUAAAGCCCAUAAAGUCAACCCUACUAACCCGGAUUUUAUAACAGAACUGGGAUACCAAUGCAUAUUGAAUAAGAGAUACAAAGAUGCUACGAAAUGGUUUAAGUUGGCAUCUAAAAUAGACGACACCUCUUUGUUUGCUUUAUGUGGAUUGACUUCGUGUCAGAUAAUAGAGACUGGAAUUUCAGAGCAAGUUGUGCAGCAGAUUGAAUUUCUUUCUGAAAUUCAAGGAGACAACAAAAUUCCCAUACUUUCGUUCAUAUCAUCUAAAGUGCACGAAAAGGGUAAUGAAAAAGCAAUACAGCUCUUAAUGGAAGCAAGUGAAAUUCAAUUCAAAAAUUUAAGCACUCUUACAUAUGGUCUAGAGUACCUUAGAGAACUGAACCCUGAUUUUCUACUAGAAGUAGUGAAAGAAUUGAUGAAACAUUCUCCCACGGAUUAUGAGGCUGAAAUGGUGUCACUUGACAUGCAUCCUGUUCUUCGUCAUAGUGCAAAUAUACUAGAUGCCAUUGUAAAGGCUUGUCCUGGACUUGUAGAAGGACAUUACUUACAAGCAAAAGUUCAAUUUCUUAGUGGAGAAUUGUUAUCUGCAGCGGAGACUCUUAAAAAGCUUGUUAAUGACAUUGACGCAACAUAUUCGGAGGCUUAUUUGCUGAUUGCUCGAGUUAAUAUAAGACAGAAAUGUUAUACCAAAGCAGCACAUAGUUUAGAAAUGUGCCUCAGUCGUGAUUUUAAAGUACGCGAUAAUGCAAUGUUCCACUUACUUCAGGGCAUCGUUUUUAAAAACCAACAGCAAUAUGAAGACAGUUUGAAAAGUUUAUUUACAGCUAUGAGCAUAUGUGGUAUUAACCCGAAUGGUAAUACGCAAAAAAAUGCGCUACUGAAGAAUUCAAGUGAAGUUACUCUGAAUGCCUUUGAUGUAUUGUCAUUGUACUUGGAAACAAUAAAUACACAUGCUCUACUGAACCAACAUUCCGAGGCAUUGAAACUAAUACAAAUAAUAUCAUCAGAGUUUGCAUCAUCACCCGAGAAAGGAAGGGUGGCUGUCGCAAUAGCUGAUUUCUACAUGCAACAAGGAAAUUUCACGAAAGCAGUUGACUUACUUAAAAAUAUAUCUUCAAAUGACCCGUACUAUGUACAAGCAAAAACUAAGAUGGCUCACUUAUACUUGGUUUACAAAAAAGAUCGUUUGGCUUAUGCUCAAUGUUUUAAAGAGCUGGUUUCUCAUAAUCCCGGUCCAUCAAGUUACUUAAUGUUAGGUGAUGCAUACAUGUCUAUACAAGAGCCCGAUGAUGCUAUUGAAGCAUAUAAGCAAGCUCAUUGGCAAAACUCAAGGGAUAUUUCGCUGGCUAGUAAACUAGGAAGAGCCUAUGUUAAGACUCAUCAAUAUAAACGAGCAAUUUCUUAUUACCAGGAAGCUAUUACUACUCCGGAAAAUUUUUUGCUAAGGUUGGAUUUGGCAGAACUUUUUCUAAAAUUGAAACAAUAUUCGAAUGCUGAACAAACUCUAGUCGAUGAAAUCGAGUUGUCCAAGGGCGAAGCUGAGGACAUGUCUAGACUACAAACUAGAACCAAACAAUUGCUGCUUUUGGCUAGGAUACGCGAAAAAGCUGGAUAUUUAACAUCAUCUUUAAACACUCUUAAAGAGGCUAGGGAUAAUCAGUAUAAAAUAUUGAAACGUAUGUUGUUAGAUUCGAGUUCCGUACAGCAUGAACAAAACAAAACUUUGGUUAGAAUCUGUGUUUUAAUGGCAGAACAAUCUAUUGCACUACGAGAUAAUGAUCAGGCAAUUCAUCAUUACAAAGAAGCUUUGAAAUUAACACCCGAUGAUACAAGUUUACUUGCUGCAUUGGCUCGUUCAUAUAUGCAGGUGAAUAAUAUGGACCAAUGUCAAGCGAUAUGUGCUGAAAUUUUACAGCAUGACUCGAACAAUGAAGCUGCUUCUGUAAUGAUGGCUGACUUAUCCUUUAGACGGAUGAACUUUGAGAAUGCGGCGUAUCAUUUUUCUCAACUCUUGAUAUCUCAACCCAAUUAUUGGACUGCGUUAGCUAGAUUAAUAGAAGUGAUGCGACGAUCUGGAACAUUACACGAUAUUCAGCCAUUUCUUCAUCGAGCUGAGGAAGUGUGUCUUCGGCCAGAUUUUGAAGCUGGUUUGAGUUACUGCAAAGGUCUCAAUGAUUGGUAUAGCGGAAACCCAAAUAGUGCUUUAAGAUUUUUCAACAAUUGUCGCAAGGAUCCUGAAUGGGGCCAACAAGCUAUAUAUAAUAUGAUAGAAAUAUGUUUGAACCCAGAUGGCGAUUUGCCUAAUGAAGGAGUUAUUGAUAUAGGAGCAGAUGAUUUGGAAAUAAAAGAUUCUCGUGCAAUGGCAUUGAGAACGGCUGAACGAUUACUGAAAGAAUUAAAACCUCGACCAGGCGUUAUUGACAAUGAAGCACUCAAUCAUCGAUUGUUGCAAAAUUUCCAUGCGCUUGCUUCCCGGAACAAGACCAGCAUAGAUCGAGCGCUACAAGAUUUUACAUCAAUUGCAUCACAAGAAGAAUACAAGGAACACGUAGGUGCUGUGUACGGCAUAGCAUCAACUUAUGUGAUCUUGAAGCAAUCACAGCGAGCUAAGAAUCAACUGAAAAGAAUUGCUAGAAACAAUUGGACAUUUGAAGAAGCAGAUUAUCUUGAGAAAUCUUGGUUACUGUUGGCAGACUUAUACUUGCAAGCAGGAAAAUUCGAAAUGGCUACAGAUCUACUGACACGUGUGUUAGAGCACAAUAAAUCGUGUACAAAAGCAUACGAGCUUCUAGGGUUGAUAUCGGAAAAGGAACAGAACUAUCGAACUGCAGCGAUGCAUUAUGAUUGUGCCUGGAACUUUAGUGCUAAAUCAAAAUCAAACAUUGCAUAUAAGCUAGCAUUGAACUAUAUGAAAAUAAAACGUUUUGCUGAUGCGAUCGAUAUUUGUCAGCAGGUCUUGAAAAUACACCCCGAUUAUCCAUCGAUAAAAAAGGAUAUUCUUGAUAAGUGCAGAAAUAAUUUGAAAAAUUGAAGUAUUCAGCUAAGUAUAAUUUGAAGAAAAUAAAUUUAGGAUGAAUUCUAUGUCU
Molecule: messenger RNA, 4107 nt
Organism: Topomyia yanbarensis
Lineage: Eukaryota; Metazoa; Arthropoda; Insecta; Diptera; Culicidae
Product: tetratricopeptide repeat protein 21B-like
Exons: 4
Coding region: 81-4052 (1323 amino acids)
Biological process (GO): protein localization to cilium; intraciliary retrograde transport
Cellular component (GO): intraciliary transport particle A
Molecular function (GO): protein binding
Source: RefSeq, a predicted model, not a curated record